UGAUAAUGAGUUGUAUAAUAUUCAUUUUCAAUAUAUUUUCAAUUUUGGUAAUUGGUGAGUGGUCUUACUACUUACUAUAGGACGUUUCUAGUUUCUACAAGACUACACUUCUACUUAAAUUACAUAUUACAACACUGAACACUUUACUAUAAAUCGAAUGAAUAACAUAAAUAUUUAUCGGUCAUUGCAAUUUACCGGUUUGAUGGAUAGCACUUCUGUAGUCGCGAUGGAGCAGCUAAAAUCUAUAAUGCCAUGGUACUGAUUAGGAAGCAUAACUUUCCAGUAGUAUCAAGUUUAGGGAGAAUGGAGAAGUAUACAUGAUUCUUGUUUUUCUAUUUCUAUUUUAUUCUAUGUUUCAAAUAUUGCUUAUGCCACGGAAAUAUAACUUUAUUAAUAUGCAUCUUGAGAAUACUGAGCUGAGCAGCAGUUAACAUUUGAAAUAUUACUAUAGAAUUAACUAUGAAGUCUAAGCAAUUAGCAGUUGUCUCCUGGGAUUCAAAAUUACCAUUCCCGAAGUUUCCAGUCUGGUUGUAUGUUUUAAUAGUAGCAUUUGUAUCUAUAUUAUGUUAUGGUAACUCAUAUUAUGGUGCUUUUGUGUUUGAUGAUUCUGAGGCAGUUGUAAAUAAUCACGACGUAAACCUAGAAACACCAGUGGUCAAGAUUUUUAGCCAUGACUUUUGGGGUACGAGACUAACGAACCAGGCUAGUCAUAAAUCAUACAGACCUCUUACAAUACUGUCCUUUAGGUUUAAUGUUUGGUUAAAUAAUGGACAUUUAUGUCCAAAGUCAUUACAUUUCACCAAUAUAGUUUUACAUGCAAUUGUUUCCUGUCAACUGUUAUAUGUCUAUAAUUUGUUAUUUAAUGGAGAUUCUCCCAAGACUUCAUUUUUAGCAGCUCUGAUGUUUGCGGUGCAUCCUGUUCAUGUAGAAGUGGUAUCUGGUAUAGUUGGACGUGCUGAUCUACUUAGUGCAUGUUUGUCUCUUUUUGUCUUCAUUAUUUAUCAUAGAACUGCAAAAGCUAAACAAAUAAAUACAUUAACCAACAUAAUAGCUACAGUAUUUUGUUGUAUAAUAAGUGCUAUGGCUAUGCUAUGCAAAGAACAAGGACUUAUGAUUAUGACGUUCUGUGGUGUGUUUGAAGUUAUUGUGAUCAACAAAAUCACAUUUCAAAGUAUUAUGAAAAAUAUUAAAACCUCAAAAAUAAUUCGCUUGCUUAAAAAAGAAUCAUUAGAAAGGCUGUUUAUAUUGACUGCCGGAUUUUGUAUUAUUCUUUAUGGCAGAUGGACUAUUAUGGGUUCACCUCCUAUUUUUCAACAAAUUGAUAAUCCUGCAUCAUUUUUAACAACACCAUUUGAAAGAUUUGUAAAUUACAGUUACAUCUAUUUCAUUAAUAUUUGGAUAAUGAUAUGUCCUGUUUGGCUAUGUUUUGAUUGGUCAAUGGGCUGUAUCCCUCUGAUAUAUUUGAAUACAUUUCCUAAAGAUCCAAGAUUAUUCAUUGUUUUUGGAUUUUGGACAAUUCUUGUAUUAAUAUUUUAUAAGAUCCUGUUUUUAAAAAAUUAUGAUAAAAAACAAUUACAAAUGGGAUUUCUAUUAGGUCUUUUAUCGUUUCUGCCUGCUUCAAAUUUAAUGUUUACAGUUGGAUUUGUCAUUGCAGAACGAGUGUUAUAUUUGCCCUCAGCUGGUUUUAUAAUAAUUAUAGUCUUGGGUAUCAGGAGAUUAUGUUUAAAUUAUUUUGUUCAAAGAAUAGUUAGAAUGUGCAUUUUACUAUUAAUUUGUGUACAUUCCAUUCGAACAUAUCAACGCAGUAAGGAAUGGAGUUCUGAAUUAGAAUUAUUUAGAAGUGCUUUGAAAGUUUGCCCUAUGAAUGCUAAAGUACAUUAUAAUUUAGCAAAAAGUUUAGCUGAUAUCGGACAAACACAAGAAGCUAUAGACCGUUAUAAACAUGCACUAUUAUUACACCCAAGGUACGAUCAAGCGAUGAAUAAUUUAGCAAAUAUUUUAAAAGACAAAAAUGAAUUGGAAGAGGCUAGAUCUUUACUAGAAAAAGCUGUUACUAUUAGAAAUGAUUUUGCUGCUGCUUGGAUGAAUUUAGGUAUUGUAUUAUCUGCUCAACAUGAAUACAAUAAAGCUGAAUAUGCAUACUUAACAGCCUUACAACACAGAAAAAGCUAUCCUCACUGUUACUUCAACUUGGGAAAUUUAUAUUUGGAGAUGGGAGAGAAGACUAAGGCAUUAUUUGCAUGGCAAAAUGCUACAUUUCAACAACCAACUCAUGUAAUUUCAUGGAAUAAUAUGAUUGUGCUGCUAGAGUCAAUUGGUGAAUUAAAACGAGCAGAGAAUGUAGCUCGCACAGCACUCUCUAUUUUACCAAAUGAACCAAAUUUACAUUUUAAUAUAGCCAACAUAUUAGGUAAAAUAGAUAAAUUUGUAGAAGCGGAAAAACAUUUUUUGGCUGCAAUCAAACUAAAACAUCGAUCUUCUAAGGCUAUGUUAGUUGCAUUAUAUCAUUCGAAUCUGGGAGUUUUGUAUCAUCGUUGGGAAAAAUAUGAUCUCGCAGAAAUGCAUUAUUUACAAGCAUUGACGAUUGAUCCAAAUAUGCAGAAAGUUAAAAAUCACCUUGCAUCAAUACGUAAACAUUUAGGUGAAAUCAGUCAAUCCACUCUCAAUAUUAAUUCUCAACAACAAGAAAAAGAGUUUUAAUAAAUUAAAUUGGAAAAUUUUUUGUUUCAUUAAUACUAAUGUUAUAUGUAAGUAUGAGUCUGUAUUGCUUUCGUGUUCGUGUUUUAAAAGUUAUCGAAGGUCAAGCAUAAAUAUGUAUCUAUUAAUAUUAUGAUAGAACCUUUUUUACGAUAACAAUAUUGGUUUAAUUCAUAUAAAAGCAUAACAGAUCAAUAUAGUAUGAACAAAAAUGGUAAAUAAUCAUGUAAAACAUUUUUAAUAAUCACUAGUGUGAAAAUAUAUGGUUGUGAUUAAUUUGUAAUUUAGUCAUGUACGAAUCAAUAAUGAUUUUUUUUUAUAAUUAAUAAUUUUUUCUAAGUAAUCUCUUCUUAAAAUUUUAUUUGUGUGUACAAUAACAUAAAAACUUUUUUUAACCAUCCCAAUGAUAUUAUAUAAAAUGAAGGAAUUAAUUUACUUAACCCGUAAGUGGUACGGUGAACAAAAAUUACGCUAAUGGUAUCAAGACUCCUAGACCACUUAGUUUUGUCAAUUAUAUUAAGACCAUAUUUUUCAGUAAUUUCGUCGAAAUAAUAUUUGUAUUAAUAUUCGUACUUGUAGAAAUAAUAUAUUUACAGUGUCAAAUUUUAUUUAACUCAUUUUUUUGACCCAAAUUUUAUAAGUUUAAAGAAAUUAACUAAUUUUUUAGACAUUUUGAGAAGUAAACAAAAAAAAAAAAAUUUCAGCGGUCUAUGGGACCAGACCAUACCACUCACAGGUUAAAUGUAACCAGAAACGACUAGUUCUUGAAAACCGGUCAUUAUAUUUUGUUUAUAAAUGUUCAAUUAUAAAACAAUUGAUUGUUUUUUUACUGUGGAACGGGUUGUAUUAUUUCAAGUAUUAUUAAAUGAUACAAUUUCUAUAACUUUUUAUUGAUUACAUAAGUUAUAAGUUCAUAAGAAAUUAUGUAAAAAUGAGGUGUAAAUGUACAAUUUAAAAAAUGUGUCUUACAAGGAUGCUCGAACCGAAUGGGUUGCUUAUCUUGUAUUUUACGUAACAUAACAAAUCUAUGUAUUGGGUUACUACAGUUCAUUUAUUAUUAAUAUUAGAGUAAAUUUACAUGUUAGUGAAAUUGUAGGGGAAAAUAUAAACUAUGCUCAAGCAAAGUUGUUUUCAUUCUUAAAUUUUAAAACAAGUCAUAAGUACUUUAAUUUUUUCAAAUUCAUAUAAUUUGUAUUAAAAUAAAUAUAUGAAAAAAAUCUUUGCUCAAACACAGUUUAUAUGUGUAAAAUAAUAGAAUAUUAACUAUAAAUAAACAGUAGUUUGGGUAUAAGAUUUGUAAUGUUACACCUUAUGUGUUUAAAACAGAGACAACACUGUGAAUGAUGGGUGUAGUGUCCUAUUAAUCAAGCACCCAAGUUAUAUUAUACAUUUAUAAUACAUUGAUAACACUAAUAUUUAGUCAUUAUACUAAGAUUUUUUAUUUUAAGAUUAAUGCAGUUUAAAUUAUUAUUUAGAUUUAAGAUAUUUACACUUUUACAUUGAUUUUGUAUUAAAAAUAAAAAUCUUAAUUGGUUA
Molecule: messenger RNA, 4233 nt
Organism: Metopolophium dirhodum (rose-grain aphid)
Lineage: Eukaryota; Metazoa; Arthropoda; Insecta; Hemiptera; Aphididae
Product: protein O-mannosyl-transferase TMTC4-like
Exons: 13
Coding region: 460-2700 (746 amino acids)
Biological process (GO): protein O-linked glycosylation via mannose; endoplasmic reticulum unfolded protein response
Cellular component (GO): endoplasmic reticulum
Molecular function (GO): protein binding; mannosyltransferase activity
Source: RefSeq, a predicted model, not a curated record